AUGGCCAAAAAAGCUAUCGAUUCAAGAAUUCCGUCACUGAUCAGGAAUGGUGUUCAAACCAAACAGAGAUCUAUAUUUGUCAUCGUUGGGGACAGGGCGCGUAAUCAGCUGCCCAAUCUACAUUAUUUAAUGAUGAGUGCUGACCUUAAGAUGAACAAAUCCGUAUUAUGGGCCUACAAGAAGAAGCUUUUGGGUUUCACUUCGCACAGAAAGAAAAGAGAAAAUAAAAUCAAGAAAGAAAUUAAAAGAGGUACAAGGGAAGUAAACGAAAUGGACCCUUUUGAGUCUUUUAUUUCUAACCAAAAUAUCAGAUAUGUUUACUACAAAGAAAGUGAAAAAAUCUUGGGUAAUACCUAUGGUAUGUGUAUUCUACAAGAUUUCGAGGCAUUAACUCCAAACCUUUUAGCAAGAACCAUUGAAACUGUGGAAGGUGGUGGUAUUGUGGUUAUUUUGUUGAAAUCCAUGUCAUCAUUAAAGCAACUGUACACCAUGACUAUGGAUGUCCACGCCCGUUAUCGUACUGAGGCUCACGGUGAUGUUGUUGCAAGAUUUAAUGAAAGGUUUAUACUUUCUUUAGGGUCAAAUCCUAACUGUUUAGUUGUUGAUGAUGAAUUAAAUGUACUGCCGCUAUCCGGUGCCAAGAACGUCAAACCAUUACCUCCCAAGGACGAUGACGAAUUGUCUCCAAAACAAUUAGAGUUGCGAGAAUUAAAAGAAUCUUUAGAAGAUGUCCAACCAGCUGGUUCUUUGGUUUCUCUAUCCAAAACUGUAAACCAAGCUCAUGCUAUUCUUUCUUUCAUUGACGCUAUUUCGGAAAAGACUUUGAAUUUCACAGUUGCAUUAACAGCUGGAAGAGGUAGAGGUAAGUCUGCUGCUUUAGGUAUUUCUAUUGCCGCGGCUGUUUCUCACGGUUAUUCGAAUAUUUUUGUUACUUCUCCAUCUCCUGAAAAUUUAAAGACUCUGUUCGAGUUUAUUUUCAAAGGAUUCGAUGCUUUAGGUUAUCAAGAACAUAUUGAUUAUGAUAUUAUUCAAUCUACCAAUCCCGACUUCAACAAGGCCAUUGUUAGAGUUGACAUUAAGAGAGACCACAGACAAACUAUUCAAUACAUUGUGCCCCAAGACUAUCAAGUUUUGGGCCAAGCUGAAUUAGUUGUCAUUGAUGAGGCGGCGGCUAUUCCUUUGCCAAUCGUCAAGAACUUGCUGGGCCCAUAUCUAGUCUUCAUGGCAUCCACUAUCAAUGGUUACGAAGGUACUGGUAGAUCCUUAUCUCUGAAAUUAAUUCAACAAUUGCGUAAUCAAAACAACACAUCCGGCCGCGAAGGCACUCAAACUGCCAUUGUUUCAAGAGAUAAUAAAGAAAAAGACUCUCACCUACAUGCUCAAUCCCGCCAAUUACGUGAAAUUUCUUUGGACGAACCAAUCAGAUAUGCUCCUGGUGAUCCAAUCGAAAAGUGGUUGAACAAGCUCCUAUGUUUAGAUGUUACACUAAUUAAAAACCCAAGAUUUGCAACAAGAGGAACACCUCAUCCAUCCCAAUGUAAUUUAUUUGUUGUUAACAGAGAUACUCUAUUUUCGUAUCAUCCUGUCUCAGAAAAUUUCCUGGAAAAAAUGAUGGCACUGUACGUUUCAUCACAUUACAAGAAUUCUCCAAAUGACUUACAAUUGAUGAGUGAUGCCCCAGCGCACAAACUAUUUGUUCUUUUACCACCAAUUGAUCCAAAGGAUGGUGGUAGGAUUCCAGACCCGCUAUGUGUCAUUCAAAUUGCAUUAGAAGGUGAAAUUAGUAAGGAGAGUGUCAGAAAUUCAUUGUCCAGAGGCCAAAGAGCUGGUGGUGAUUUAAUCCCAUGGUUAAUCUCCCAACAAUUUCAAGACGAGGAAUUCGCUAGUUUAAGUGGCGCUCGUAUUGUCAGAAUUGCCACUAAUCCUGAAUACGCAUCCAUGGGCUACGGCUCCCGUGCAAUUGAAUUACUAAGAGACUAUUUUGAGGGUAAAUUCACAGACAUGUCUGAAGAUGCUCGUCCUAAGAAUUAUUCUAUCAAGAGGGUGAACGACAAGGAACUGGCUAAAAGCAAUUUAUUAAAGGACGACGUUAAAUUAAGAGAUGCAAGAACAUUACCCCCUCUAUUAUUGAAGCUUUCUGAACUGGCCCCUCAUUAUCUACAUUAUUUGGGUGUUUCAUACGGUUUAACCCAAUCGUUGCAUAAAUUCUGGAAGAAUAACAAAUUCGUUCCUGUUUAUUUACGUCAAACUCCGAAUGAUUUGACUGGUGAGCACACUUGUGUUAUGUUGAACGUUUUAGAAGGCAGAGAACCAAACUGGCUUGUUGAAUUUGCCAAAGAUUUCCGUAAAAGAUUUUUGUCGCUUCUUUCUUAUGAUUUUCAUAAGUUUACUGCUGUUCAAGCCUUAAGUGUCAUUGAAAGUAGUAAGAAAGCUCAGGAUUUAUCCGAUGACGAAAAAUAUGAGAAUAAAGAAUUGACGCGGACACAAUUGGACGAUAUUUUCUCUCCAUUUGAUCUGAAAAGAUUGGAUAGCUAUUCGAAUAACUUACUAGAUUAUCACGUUAUCGUUGAUAUGAUACCCAUGCUUGCUCUUUUGUACUUCGGUGAUAAAAUGGGAGAUUCAGUAAAACUAUCUAGCGUACAGAGCGCUAUUCUGUUGGCUAUUGGGUUACAACGUAAAAACAUCGAUUCUAUUGCCAAAGAGUUAAACCUACCUUCCAAUCAAACUAUUGCUAUGUUUGCAAAAAUCAUGAGAAAAUUUUCUCAGUACUUCCGACAACUGUUAAGCCAAUCUAUUGAAGACACUCUACCAGAUGUCAAAGAUGAAGCUAUUGCCGAAAUGAAUGGUGAAGAAAUCAAAAACUACAACGCUGCCGAAGCAUUGGACCAAAUGGAAGAGGAUUUAGAAGAAGCUGGUUCUGAAGCCAUUCAGGCGAUGAGGGAAAAACAAAAAGAGCUAAUCAACUCGUUGAAUUUAAAUAAAUACGCGAUAAAUGACAACAGUGAGGAGUGGGCUGAGUCUCAAAAGUCUCUAGAAAAAGCUGCCAAGGCCAAAGGCGUUGUUAGUUUGAAAACUGGUAAAAAGAGAACGACUGAGAAGGCCGAAGAUAUCUAUAGACAAGAAAUGAAGGCUAUGAAAAAGCCAAGAAAGUCUAAGAAGGCCGCAAAUUAA
Messenger RNA from Saccharomyces paradoxus, 3171 nucleotides. RefSeq names its product ribosome biosynthesis protein KRE33 (gene KRE33). Gene Ontology annotation, molecular function: 18S rRNA cytidine N-acetyltransferase activity; ATP binding; tRNA binding. Gene Ontology annotation, biological process: rRNA acetylation involved in maturation of SSU-rRNA. The record is from RefSeq and is a predicted model, not a curated record. Gene Ontology annotation, cellular component: nucleolus; 90S preribosome. The coding region runs from base 1 to 3171 and encodes 1056 amino acids. NCBI's taxonomy places the organism in Eukaryota, Fungi, Ascomycota, Saccharomycetes, Saccharomycetales, Saccharomycetaceae. The transcript has a single exon.